Molecule: messenger RNA, 1119 nt
Organism: Aspergillus aculeatinus CBS 121060
Lineage: Eukaryota; Fungi; Ascomycota; Eurotiomycetes; Eurotiales; Aspergillaceae
Exons: 1
Coding region: 253-900 (215 amino acids)
Source: RefSeq, a predicted model, not a curated record
UCAGUCUGACCUCAAUUCUCUCCACCGGAUCCAGAGCAGUCACAGCGUCCAGGUACUAAAUUUAGAGACCAUCCAGCGAAAAUUCUGUUUCAACCAGCGGAGAUCGAUUGCAACGGUCCCCAGUGCGUCAGUGCAGACCGUAACUGCGGAGUAUCAGUUACGAGUAACUAAGUUGACUUUGUGACUUUGCAUUGGACAAUUAGGUCAUCCAGGCUCCAGCUGGUGGUGAGGUAAGCAGGUGUUAUUUUUGUUAUGUUGCUCAAUGGUCUUCUCCAAAACACAAUUGAAGACACGAUUGCGCGUCGACUGCGGUGCCUGAGGCCAACAGGGAGGGGAGGGGGGGUAAAUCCCUCCGUUCUAGACCGCAAUGGCGUGACUCUCCAAGGGUGGACUUUGACGUGCUCGGCGGUUGUCACCUCGCCCUGGGGAAAUAAUGCGCAAUCGUUUGGGGAAGAAAAGCUGACCUUUUCUCAUCUAGGUGGUAUUGCUCUACUCUACCCAAGUAUACGGAUAGAGUUCAGUUCUAGAAUUCCCCGCUGUUCAGUUAUAUUUACCAUAUCUUCCUCCUCCUCCUCCCCCCCUUCUCGCCCUCCCUCUGCUUUCCCUCGUCAUACUCCCACUCCCAUCGGUUCAUCGGCAAUCGGACAUACAUCCAUCGAUCGACUUUCCAAGAAGGGACCGGAAUCGACCAUCAUUCUUAUACAUCGACGAUUCUUGUGUCUUGUGUACCUCAUCUCGGUAUCCCUUGGUCACGCAAUAUUCUCCGAGCGGAUUUUUUGGGUUUACUUCUCAGCCAGCUGCACGACAACCCAUCACCGCCACUUAAUAAUCCCGCAACGGGAUCACAACAACACCCUUCUUUGGCAUCAGCCGUUGCACGUGCGGUGCGGUGUACCCUGAGAACGAUAUCGUCAUCGGCCUCUCUUAUCCCCAACAAUUACAAGAAAAGAAAAAAAGGGGGCAGGAAAUUCAAUUUUCUCUGCAAGCCAGACAACGAAAAUAAAAAUUGGUAUGUAUGCCUCCUCGUAUCAGGCUAAAAUCUAUUAUGCCUUGUUGGAAAAAAGUCCCUUAUCUCUCCCCACUCAGAGGCCUUUGAUAACCGUCCAACAAGUCGGCCAC